AUGUAUCGCAUGAUUAAUGUACAACAAUCUGAUCAAGGAUUGCAACGCAUCAUCUGGAGAGAAUCAGAAAAUGAUCCAAUUCAAACAUUUGAAUUGACAACCGUUACGUACGGGACCUCAGCAGCACCAUACCUUGCCACUCGCUGUUUGCAAAGGCUGGCAGAGGACGGAGACAAAUCGCAUCCUGUAGCUGCUAAGGUUCUUAAAAAGGAUUUUUAUGUGGAUAACAUGAUCACCGGUGAUAGUAGCGUGAAGGAAGGAAGGAGCUUGAUAAGGGAAAUGAACAACUUGCUAGACAGCGCAGGAUUUAUUCUUCGAAAAUGGAAUUCGAAUUUUCCGAGGUGGAACACAUCGGCCAUCGUUACCAAACGAGUUAUUUUGUCCGACGCAUCUAAACUCUUCGAUCCGCUUGGACUUGUCGGUCCUGUUAUAGUUCAAGCCAAAAUAUUUAUCCAAACGCUGUGGAAGCUAAAUUGCAAAUGGGAUGAACCACUUAUGAAGGAAUUCCAAGACUUUUGGCAAGAAUAUAGGCGAAACCUGAUCGCUCUCGAUUCUCUGACUGUGCCGCGAUGGGUUGGACCACGCCAAGAUUGUGUAAGUGUCGAACUGCACGGCUUUUGUGAUGCCUCGGAAAGGGCGUAUGGAGCAUGCUUUUACCUUCGUUGCGUCUCAUCCGACGGAUCUGUUGCAGUACGCCUGCUAAUGUCAAAGUCAAGAGUCGCUCCACUUGAUGAACCAAAGCGAAACAAACGUAAGGAAUCAAUACCUCGACUGGAACUGUCAUCGGCGCUGUUACUCAGUCAUCUAUUCCAAAAGUUCAGAAGCAACAUCCCAACUACUACGAUGCCACAUUUCUGGACAGAUUCCAAAAUUGUCCAGUGCUGGUUAGCUUCGUCGCCAUCACGAUGGCAAGCCUUCGUUGGGAACAGGGUGUCUGAAAUACAGCAUAUCACAAGAUGCGGCGUUUGGCAUCAUGUACCUGGUACUGAAAACCCAGCAGAUAUUUUAUCCCGUGGAAUGACUCCGGUGCAGCUCCAGUAUCAGGCAAUCUGGUUCGAUGGUCCGCUAUGGAUGCGUCAAGAAACCCCUACGUGGCCUGUGAACGAUGAUGUCAACUUCGAACAGUUCGAAUCAGCCGUUUUAGAAGAACGUAGUGUAGUGUCAUUAGCUCUGCAAGCACAACCUCCAAGCGAAUUAUUUUCCUUAUAUUCAUCGUUCCCAAAACUCAUUCGCAUAGUUGCACUCAUUCGUCGGUUCCGCUAUAAUGCGACAGAAAUCAACAGAGGCAGUAGAAUGAUUGGGCUGAUUAGUACAGAGGAGUAUGAUAAGGCUGUUAUUCAUUUAGUCCAACUGUCCCAGCGAGAAAGCUUCAGCCAGGAACUGCUCGAUUUGGCAAGAAAUGAUGAGGUUCGAGAGUCAUCAAAAAUCUGUUCGCUACGUCCAAGGUUAGUGGACGGCAUCAUGCAUGUUGGCGGCCGGCUGAGGGAUGCGCCUGUGUCAGAUAGUAGAAAACAUCCGAUGAUAAUUCACCACAAUCAUCCUCUUGCAAUGUUGAUACUCGCCCACUAUCACACGAAGCUAUACCAUGCUGGACAACAGCUACUCAUUGCGCGCGUUAGAGAACGAUACUGGCCAACGCGAAUUCGGGAUUUAGCUCGGAAAUUGAUACAUGGCUGCAUCUCGUGCUUUCGCGCAAGACCACGACCUCUAGAUCAGUUAAUGGCGGACCUACCAGCAGAAAGAGUAACACCAGCACCACCUUUUCUACAUGUCGGCGUGGACUACUGUGGACCGUUUUUAUUCACCUAUGCGAAUCGUCGGAGCAGCCCUAAGAAGUGUUUCGUGUCCAUAUUCGUCUGCCUCGUCACAAAAGCGGUACAUCUGGAACUGGUGCAAGAUUUGACUACAGAAGCGUUCUUAGCUGCGCUUAAGCGCUUUGUAGCCCGGCGAGGGCAUCCAACAGUCAUGAUGUGUGACAACGCGAAAAAUUUUGUGGGAGCCAAUCGAGAGCUAGAUGAACUCCGAAGGCUCUUUGAAGGUCAACAGUUUCAACACGUGAUAACGAGAGAAACAGCCGUCGAACGGAUUGAAUUUAAGUUCAUCCCUGCUAGAACGCCCAAUUUUGGUGGGCUAUGGGAAGCUGCCAACGAUAUCACCGACAUCACUGUCGUUGGAAUAAUCUACAAUCUUCAGUAG
This is a messenger RNA of Topomyia yanbarensis, 2196 nucleotides long. RefSeq lists its product as uncharacterized. Bases 1 to 2196 code for a protein of 731 amino acids. Gene Ontology annotation, molecular function: nucleic acid binding. The transcript has 3 exons. NCBI's taxonomy places the organism in Eukaryota, Metazoa, Arthropoda, Insecta, Diptera, Culicidae. The record is from RefSeq and is a predicted model, not a curated record.